Gadus macrocephalus (Pacific cod) is the source of this 1274-nucleotide messenger RNA. RefSeq lists its product as uncharacterized. The record is from RefSeq and is a predicted model, not a curated record. NCBI's taxonomy places the organism in Eukaryota, Metazoa, Chordata, Actinopteri, Gadiformes, Gadidae. Bases 183 to 1274 code for a protein of 363 amino acids. The transcript is spliced from 2 exons.
AUAUGAGUCUGAGACCGAACCAUUGGGCUGUGAUUAUAGGGAGGAACCAGGAAGGAAAAUGCCUCUUCGCUCAAUUAUCACAACCAAUCAGAGCAACGUAGUAUGUGACGUAUGUUGUGCGACGCACAGCUAUUCUCAAACUAACUCAACUGAGCGCACGUUCGAAGAAGUAGAAAAAGAAGAUGGACAUAAACGAUUUAUGCCGGUUUUGUAAAAAUAAUUUAAGGAUACACAGACAAAUUGGCAACACGGUCAGCAUUUUUGAGAAAAAAAGUAAAAGUGCAUGCACGUACGAACAAGUUCUCCGUUUAGGCUUUCAACUCCAAAACACAUCAAACAAAUCGUAUCGCAUGUGUUGGCCAUGUACAAACUUAAUAACACGUUUGGAACGCGACAUGUCCGUGUUUAAGAAGUGGACAGACGACGAAGGAGCCCAGGCUGAAGAAGCGUGUUCAUCUGAGGCACCAGAGAAAAGAGACCGGGAGCCAACUCCCUCCAAGACGCCCAGGGCUCUGAAGAAGUUCUGCCCCAAUCCGUUAACACCAACCGGUACAAAAACGCGAAAAAGCCUUACAGAGGUUGUCUCCCAUUACCCUUCACAGACUGUUGCCAAGGUAUGUUGUCCAGAAGAAGCCUCAAUAGUGAACAGCAUUAAUAAGAAGAAAUGGACAACAGCUGCAAAGUUAAUGUUGAAACAUAAACACCUAGCUGAGGAAAUCAAGGUGCACAUCCUGGAGCUAAUAACCAACGAAUGCAAACGCAUUUCUAAUCCGACCAACGGUUUCAUCCUGUGGAAGUCAUCUCCAGAUGAUCUGAAAGCCUUUUCAUUUACAAGCUUAGAGGCAGACCUUAAAGGUUUUUCACCAUUCCUCUUCUCAGUUCUAACAACUGUCAGCAACCACUCUCAAGCUGCAACUUGUGCAGCAGCUUCCAUUGCCUUGAGAGGGAGACAACCACGCCUGUCAGCCUUUGCAUACUACCUAGGUAGUAUUUUGCAUUAUGGCGGGGCAAAAAAAGCUGUGUUUGAAAGGCUGAACAAAAUGGCAAUAACAACUACUCACCACAAUUCUAUAGAGAAGCAGAAGGAGUUGGCGCUCCUAUGUGGGGGCUCUCUAAAAAUGUUAAAGGUACAGAAUGAAGAUUUUCUGAACUCUGAAGCGGAAGGGAACUUUGUUGGUCAGAGAGUGGACACCAGCGAAGACCAAAGAACAAGUGAUCCGAAGGGGCCACUAAACCCAGUUGGUGAACACAUGGUGUCAUGUCAGGUGAGGUGA